This is a messenger RNA of Paramuricea clavata, 2813 nucleotides long. The record is from the annotation of a GenBank genome assembly. NCBI's taxonomy places the organism in Eukaryota, Metazoa, Cnidaria, Anthozoa, Malacalcyonacea, Plexauridae.
AAUCAAUUUCAAAACACAAAAUUAUUUUCAGAUGAAAUUAAAAAAGAAGUUGAAGAGGAUGAAGAGAAAGUGGAGGAACAGGAUGAAGCAAAAGAAAAAGAAAAAGAAAAGAAAGAGAAAAAAGACAAAAAGAAAGAAAGCAAGAAGGAGAAGAAAAAAGAGAAAAAGAAAAAAGUAAAGGACAAACAGAAAGACGAUAGUGAAAGUGAAUAUUCAUCCGAACCUAAAUCUAAACCUGCAAAAGAAGUUCCAAAGAAGGGCAAGAAUCGGAACUACCGACGUCGUUCUCCGUCGUCAUCUUCCGAUUCCGAGGACAGCGCACCAGAUCUCUCGGUGGAUAAACGUAGACGCUCGACAUCACGCGACAGACGACGACCACCACCCUCGCCGCGAAGGAGGGAGCCUUCACCACGAAGACGUAAACCUUCACCAAGAAGGGAGUACUCCCCUCCACGAAGAAGAGACUUCUCCCCUCCACGCAGGAGUCCACCACGCCGAGGUCGGGAACCACCACGUGACUUGCGUCGCCCCCGACCGUCUUCCGAAGAUGACUCGAGGAGACGACGUCAAGCGUCACCACCAAGGCAACAGAAACGAGAAAUAUCGCCAUCAGUUGAAUCACCUCCUAAGAAACGAGCAAGAAGUCCUUCUCCUAAACCUAAACCUCGCAAGGGCUCGUCUUCCUCUCGCUCACCCUCACCCCAGAAACCUAAAACGAAAAAGAAAACUAAAAAGGAACGCAGCUCCUCCAGCUCAGCAUCAGAGAAGUCCCCCUCUCCCCAACGUAAGCAGUCUCCUCAACCCAGAAAGAAACAGAGAGAGGAGAGCCCACCUCGAAAACUAAAACGGGAGGAGUCACCAGAGCGUGCGAAGAAACAACGCAAGGAAUCGCCUCCUAGUCGUAAAAAACAAAGAGACGAGUCGCCUGCAGACCGUCGUAAAAAAGUACGUGAAGAGUCGCCUCAGAACCGUAAGAAGCGACAAGAUUCCCCUGAAGCCCGCCAAAAACAACGCGAGGAUUCAGCUGAUGCCCGCGGUAAAAAGCGCGAUGAUUCGCCAGAUGUUCGCAAAAAACAGCGGGAAGAAUCGCCUGAAAUUCGUAAAAAGCGUGAUGCUUCUUCGCCUGAACGUCGUGUAAAGUCGAAGGAUCGCGGUGAGUCACCGGGCAGCGACGAAGAUAAUCGAGAAGCUACGCCGCAGCCCGCAAGGAAGAGUCGUAGAUCACCGGAAUCUGCUCAGAAAGUGAAAUCAAAACCAGAGGAGUCUGCCUCACCUGAACGAGAGGCUGAACCCUCCAGAAGGUCUCCGUCAGCUAGUCCGGAACAAAAACGAGAAGAGAGUUCACAAUCUGUUGAUGUGUCUGAGAAAGAGCGUGCAGGUUAGAGGUUUCUUUAGUAUACGAGUCGUUAAACAACCAUUAUAAUUCUCUGAGGUAAAGGAGCUUUUAGAACAGAUUGUUUGACUAAAGAUAUGUGAAUACGAAACAAAUAUCAAUCGGCGUACAUGUCCCCAAAAAUCAUUUCUCACAAUGUGUAUUUGAAAAAGUUAUACUAAAACGCAUCCUCUAAAAAGUGAAAUGGUUCUUUUAGAGGAAAAAGUGCGAAUAAAUAAUAUUGUGUUCUAAACUUCUUCAGAGAAAAGCAAGCGAAGUGAAGCGAAUCGUGACGAGGAAGGUUCCUCAGAUGAAGAGGAAGUUGAGAGGAUUGUUGAGAAGAAACAGAAACGGCCAUCAUCACCAUCAUCUCCUGCUGAAGAAAAGGUAAAAUAUACUUUGAAACAAAGCUGUUUAUAGGCAAUUGAGCUAACCAUCGCUACUGCUAUUUUCAAUCAACGUAGGAAAGUUCGGACGAGGAGAAAGACGAGAAAACUGAUGAUAAGAAGUCAGAGAAGAAAAAGAAACGAAAACACAAGAAACACAGCAGAAAACAUAGGAAACACAAGAAACAUAAAUCUAAAGACAAAGGUUCUGAUGUACGUUAAUUUCUAAACUAAACUAAAGUAAAUUUUAGAUCAAGCAGACAAGCAUCGUUGUUUAAACUGCAUAGUUUUAUCAACUCUCAACUGUUCUCCUUAGAGAUCUAGUGAAAGCCAUCCUCUCUUGGGGAGGAAGCCUAAAACUAAACUACAUUUUUUCUUUGUUGGUGUUGUGUACUUUUUAUCAACUCUCAACCGUUCUCCUUAGAGAUCUAGUGAAAGCCAUCCUCUCUUGGGGAGGAAGCCUAAAACUAAACUACAUUUUUUCUGUGUUGGUGUUGUGUACUCAGGUGAAUAUGAUGUUUGUGAUGUUACUCUGAGUGUAUAUCCACACCGGGUGAGCUUGAAAAAUAUGCCCGGCCACGGUGGGAAUCGAACCUACGACCUUUGGAAUACUAGCCCAAUGCUCUGCCAACUGAGCUACGCGGUCAGGCCGGUUCGAGUAAGAGUAACAUCACAAACAUUAAACUACAUUUAUACUGGCUAGCUGUAUCAGUUCUAAAGGGUUCUCCUCACGGUGGUACAGUGCCCACUCUAGGAGGAAAACGGAAUACCAGCUGGGAAACCUUCCGGCGUUUGGAAGCACUUCUCUGAAGCCAGAUUAUAAUCAGAAAACUAUAUGUUAAACUAGGGUCGAACUGCACCAGUCACUAUGCUACCAACACGCUUUACAUUACUUACAUUUAUAUAAUAUCUAUACUUGGAUAUUGUAGAAAUCGGAAAGUGAAGGUGAAGAAAAUCUAGAUCUGGAAAAAUCACUUCGAGAGAAAGCACUGGAGUCUUUAAACCGCCAUAAUAAAGAACAUGCCGAUGAUGAUGAUGAUGAUGAAGAUGACUAG